AUGAAGUCAAGACAAAGGCAGACACUGUGUCAUCAAGGGGGACAAACAGCUGUAGAAACCAAAAGGGAUACGAAAGUAGAAGAACUAAUUACUACAGCGACAAUUUGGGCAACACUGCCGCGCGCACCGUUCCUAAGGGGUUAUGUGCAUCUAUUACUAGCACUGUUUUCACCAGCACUGAUUGCGUGGCUCUUCCUUUCCGUUGUCAACAAGGACUACUUCGUGGAAUAUGUCGUCGCAUUUGUUUGUUGUAUUCUGAACUUCGUCGCCAGUGCCACGCUUCAUUACACCGUCUGGGAACUUAAUUCGUUAGACAUAUGUCUAAAGGCAGACUAUGCUUUCAUAUUCCUCAUGAUAGGCGGAUCGGCCGUACCGGCUACAGUCGCCGUCGCCAAGGACGACUUUAGCGUACUAACUGCUUUGAUACAGUGGAUAGGAAUAUCUAUGGGCACCGUUGGGGCGCUGGCCUUCCGCUUCGUCACCGCGUCACCAGCACUCAGGGUAAUAGUGUACUUCGCGGUAGGGUCGCCGUAUGUACGCCUGUGCUGCAACCUCUACAAUAUGAAGUGCUUCGUGGGCCUGCUAUUCUCCUGUAUGACACUUGCCGUGUAUAUGUUGGGUGGCGUCGUAUACGCUAAAAGGGCACCAAACCCUAUUCCAAAGUACCUCGGUUUCCACGAAGUCUUCCACCUGUGCUGUGCACUGGCGCUGGUUACCACGUUCAUCGGAAAUCACAAAAUCACUAAUUUCGUUGACAUGUGA
This is a messenger RNA of Babesia sp. Xinjiang, 762 nucleotides long. RefSeq lists its product as uncharacterized. Gene Ontology annotation, cellular component: membrane. The transcript has 3 exons. Bases 1 to 762 code for a protein of 253 amino acids. Lineage: Eukaryota; Apicomplexa; Aconoidasida; Piroplasmida; Babesiidae. The record is from RefSeq and is a predicted model, not a curated record.